UAGUGACACUUUCCGGUGCUGGGUUUUCAAAAUAAGGGUAGAAGGUUUGCAAAACACGUGUGUUUUGACUCAAUCGAUGGUUUGAAAAUGUAAAAAACGGAAGUAUAAAGAUUUAAUAUUGUGUUGUAUCUAUCUAAUAAUGAGUAUAAGCAAUUUAUCGAAAGCUGCCCUUUCUCUAAGAUUUUUAUUUUGUCUGUAUCCGGUGGGUGCGGUUAAAAAGUCGUCCGGUGGAAACGAUCGGCUACACAGUUCCAAGGUGGAGGCUCUUUCCCCCAGAUAAAAAAACAACUUGACCAUUUUAACCCGACUUUAUAAUCAUCUGCAUGUUGCGGGUUUAAUUAUGUGCUAAAACUAUAACGGCACCGUGAUAAAACACAAAUAAGAGAAAGUAGUUCACUCUCUGUUUUACGUUACUGCACUGGAAAGAACAACAUGGCGGUGUCCUUGAGCAGCGUGAGGCUCCUGAGCGCUUUAACCAGGUCCGGCUCAUUGUGCCGAUCCCUCCACGUCACUGCAGUGUGCUGCAAGAAUCGAGCAGCUCGCCCCCGAGUGGGGAAAGGAGACUAUCCUUUGACCUACGAGGAAGCACUUCCACCUCAUUACAUUGGUCACCGCAAAGGAUGGCUGUCGCAGCACACCAGUAACCUCAAAGGGGAGGAGGGAGCAGCCGAACGGACCGUAGAGGAUGUGUUCAUAAGGCGCUUCGUGUCCGGGACCUUCCACAACUGCCUGGCCAACGAGAUCGUGAUCAAACGGCGCGGCAACGUGAUCAUAGUGUGCGCUAUAUUGAUACAGAAAUUAACGCCGCAAAAGUUUUACUUCUUAAUCGGCUAUACGGAGGCGAUGCUGUCGCACUUAUACAAAUGCCCCUUCAAGCUCGUUGUCCAGACCCUGGAUAAAAAGGCGGUGUACAAGUACCUGUGAGUUAGAUUUCCCUUUCUGUCUCCAUUCCUGCUCAGAGAUGCUGUUCUCUGCUUUCAGUUACCCCCAAAAUGGACAUUUAUCAAGAAAUGAAUCCUCAGAAUGAAACGAGAUACAAUCAUAUGUGUGUCAUUGUAACAUCAGGCCUGAAAUUGUUUAAUAAAUGCAGUAAGAACACUG
This is a messenger RNA of Dicentrarchus labrax (European seabass), 1101 nucleotides long. RefSeq names its product mitochondrial ribosomal protein S24 (gene mrps24). The coding region runs from base 433 to 924 and encodes 163 amino acids. Gene Ontology annotation, biological process: translation. Gene Ontology annotation, cellular component: mitochondrion. The record is from RefSeq and is a predicted model, not a curated record. Lineage: Eukaryota; Metazoa; Chordata; Actinopteri; Moronidae. The transcript has 4 exons.